GCGUAUAACAAUGAGUGAAUUGAAUACAUAUUGAAUAACAAACAAUACAAAUGCAUUUCAACUAUUUACAGCAAAAUCGGCUUAGAAGUUUUUUAAUUUCAUUCAAAGUUUUCAAUUACAAAAACCAACAACUAAAAACAAAAAUGCACUCAAUUUGCCUGCUGCUGCUAGUCAUCUGCCUUGGUGCGAGCUGCCACGCGAUACGCGUCGACUGGGGCACAAACACUGGCCCGAUUGUGCCACCGCCGCCGCGCACCACGCCCACGCCGCCACGCCUGCCAUACCGCGAGCCAGCGCCCGUCUGGGAGGAUCAAAGCGAUGAUAUACCAAACCCGCAGCCAUAUGUUUAUGUGCUGCCGCCUCCUUCACGUCCACGCACUUGGAUCAUACCCGCCGGACCCUAUGCGCCGCCCAACUACAACAAUCUGCCGCCCAAGCGCGGCAACUAUGGCCAACUCUUGACUCCGUACAGCACGCCAGCUGAUGCGGUAGAGGGAACUGUCGCAGUGCCUGGACUGGCGGCACAGUAUGUGCCUGGAGUGGGCAUCAAGUAUACGGCGAUUGUGCCCAGCAAGCAACAGGGCAAAUACAAUGCAAAGACCAAGAAAUACAAGGCCUACGAGAAGGCCAAAUAUGCGCCAUGGAACUAUUUGCAGCUGCUGCCGGUGGAGGAGAAGCCGAUGGAUUGGCAAGCGCCAGAGGAGUUGCCACCACAGUCACUCAGCUCCUCCACAACAACAGCAGAGCCCAGCAACAGCAGCAGCAGUCCAACUGUAACCAACUCCGAGACAACAACGUUAGCAACAUCUUCAACGACAACAGCAACUGCAACAUCAACGACAACAACAACAACAACAACGACGACGCCGAAGCCCACAGCAACAGCAAAGCUGGCACACGAGAAGAGCGCCUAUCUGAAGAAGCACAACAAGCUGAAGAAGCUGCUUGAAAAAAUGCAGGCUCAAAACAACUCAGCCCAAACGAUGCUCAGCUCAAGUUGAGCGAGCACAAACACUAAACAAAAAAAAAAAGAUGCGAAAUAAAACUGGGAAAAAUAAGAAAAAAACAACAACAAACACAAAAUUUAAUUUAAGAC
This is a messenger RNA of Drosophila sulfurigaster albostrigata, 1096 nucleotides long. It is a transcript of the gene GV1, whose product is annotated as exocyst complex component 5. NCBI's taxonomy places the organism in Eukaryota, Metazoa, Arthropoda, Insecta, Diptera, Drosophilidae. The record is from RefSeq and is a predicted model, not a curated record. Bases 51 to 1001 code for a protein of 316 amino acids. The transcript is spliced from 4 exons.